CCUCUCAAUUUCGUAAACAACACUGGUGCCACGAGAAGGCAGUUAGUAGGACUUCCGUGGUAGAAGCUAUAUACGCGUGGCUAUAUGAGAACAUUUCAAGAGGUAGGGCGGACUUUCCCCACUCUCGGCUGUACCAGGGCAUUUGGGGGCAUGUUAUUAAGUGGGGCAAAGUUAUUUGUAAUGACUAGAAGUGUUUUAUUUUAUCUUCUAAUUGAUAUCCUGAAUAUCUCUAGUCAACUGUUGAAUGAAGACGUGUUAUCCAUAUGAAAUGGCUAAUCUUGUGAAUUGUGUAUCUUGUUUUCGUUUGUGUUCUCAAAAUCUAAAGGUUCACUCUACAUCAGAAGGAAUGAUGGUUAAAGAUAAGAAUCGUCCUAAACCACCGAUGACACCAUAUGCAUGUUUCGUGCAAGUAAUACGUGAGGAGCAUCGAAAAAAACAUCCAACAGAGAAUGUUAUUUUCAGUGAAUUUUCUAAGAAGUGCGCAGAAAAGUGGAAGCUCAUGAAUAUGGAACAACGAAAGUGUUUCGAGGAAAUGGCAAAAUUAGAUACGGAGAGAUUCAAUCGGGAAAUGGCUCAUUAUAUACCACCAGUUGGAAUGAAGCGAGGUCGUAGACGGCGACGUAUCAAAGAUCCAAGUAUGCCUAAACGUUCAUGGUCUGCAUUUUUCUUCUUUUGCGAUGCAUUUCGAUCAAAGAUUCGUAGUGAGCACCCCGAUUGGAAGGUUAGUGAUAUCGCCAAGGAGUUAGGUAGACGAUGGGAAGAGUGUUCCGAUAAAGAGAAAUACGAAAGACGCGCACAGAAUGAUAAAUUGCGUUAUGAACAAGAUAUGGAAAAAUACAAAGCUGGAUUGUAUGUAGCGACCAAACGUGCUCGAGUUAGUGAUCAGACGAAAUCAAACGAGAUACUAUCAUGCUUACACAAUCAGUCACAUCAUAAGGAGUUGGGUGAGGCAAGUCAAAUUUCAAGUGAUGAAGUAGGACGAGGUGAUGGAGACGAUGAUGAUGGAGAUGAAGAUGAUGUCGAUGAUGAUGAUGAUGACGACGACGAUGAAGAAGAAGAGGAAGAGGGUGAUGGAGCAGAACAAGAUGAUGAAGAUAAUGAACAACAACAACAACAACAGUCAAACAGAUCUAACACUCAUGAAAUGCCUGUUGGUAGUGAUCAUAAAACACCAGAACAAAUUGUCUCCACUGAUACAAGUGGUAUUAUUAUAAACACAGGAAAUUAGAAUAUAUUAUUUGUUUAUGUAAAUGUUUCUCUCUUACUCUUUAUCAUUUCAUAUAUUAUUUAAAACAUAUAUUUAUCAUUGAUUCUUUGCUGAUCAUUUUUUCUUCUUCUUUUCUAUAUUGAUGGACUCAACAGAUCCAUCAAUACAAGUGCAUUUAUUCUUUUCCCAUUACUAACUCUCAUUUAUUUUAUACUUUAUACAUGUUUUUGUUUUUCCUUAGUUUUAUAUCGAUAGAUGAUUUUUUUUAAGUGAUGUCGUGUGGACGAAACACGAAACACCUCAAUCGCCAAUAUAUACAUUAUACCUCUACUCAUUUCUUACAUCGCUUUGUUUUUAUAUAUUAAUUUUUAAUUUUAAUUUCACUAUAUGGUUGUCAGGUUAAGUUCUAAUGGUACCAUUUAUCAUAGCAACUAUAAUGAUCAUUAUUAUUUGACUCCUUAGAUUUUCAUUAAUUUUGCUUUGUUUUGUUAGGCAUUUAACUUUCAUCUAAUUAAUGAAUAUGCAAUUGAUUUAUUAUGAUUGUUAAGAUAGAUAUUUGUGAAUAAUAAUUAAGUUUUCUGUAUUUAGUUAGUUGAAAAAUGUAUCGCUUUUGAUGAUAGUAUCUAUAUGAAAAUGUGUAACUUUUAUAGUCAAGUACAGCUUUUUAUGUUAAUUAAUAAACUAUAUGUAUGAUGUCCAAGCAAGUAAAAUAUAUUCGGGGUUUUUCAAGUUGUUA
Messenger RNA from Schistosoma rodhaini, 1943 nucleotides. The record is from the annotation of a GenBank genome assembly. Lineage: Eukaryota; Metazoa; Platyhelminthes; Trematoda; Strigeidida; Schistosomatidae.